AUGCAAGCUUUUGCUUCCCACCCGUUCGCUCAGGGUCUUCGUGACUAUUACGAACAACAGUACCGAUCAGGUGCCCCAGCACCUGUAGGCGAACACAACGACACUUUCGUCCCUCCUGUGGACGUCUUCAACACCGAGAAAGCAUAUGUCCUCCACGUUGCCCUCCCAGGCUGUGUGAAGGAAGACGUUGACGUGAAGUGGAUUUCAGAGAAGGGCGAACUCAACGUGGCCGGUGUUGUCCACCGACCUGGCCACGAGGAAUUCCUCCAGACGCUCUCUUCAAGCGAGAGGAAGGUUGGCAUGUUUGAAAGAGGCAUCAAGCUCCCGCCUCCUGGAUCUGACGAGAAGGAAGAUAUCGACGCUUUCAGCAUUAACGCUAAAUUGGAGAACGGUAUUCUCAUCAUCACCGUUCCCAAAGCUGAGAAGGAGUGGACUGAGGUCCACAAUAUUGAUGUUGAUUGA
This is a messenger RNA of Pseudomassariella vexata, 462 nucleotides long. Its product is annotated as HSP20-like chaperone. The coding region runs from base 1 to 462 and encodes 153 amino acids. Lineage: Eukaryota; Fungi; Ascomycota; Sordariomycetes; Amphisphaeriales; Pseudomassariaceae. The record is from RefSeq and is a predicted model, not a curated record. Gene Ontology annotation, biological process: protein folding; response to hydrogen peroxide; protein complex oligomerization. The transcript has a single exon.